GAGAGAAACAGGGACUAGCUCCUUGCUCAAAAGCUCAAAUAAGCAACCAGCUUACAUUAUAAAUUGGACCAGGGAGCUUUUUUCCUCAACACAAGCAGCCAGAAAUCCCUUAGGUGGCAACUCUGCCUUUCAGCGAUACAGAGUCAAGAUAAUUUACUGGCAGCACCGUCGUCAAUCCCAAUGUUUUAGCUUCUAAUAACCGGAAAAAGAACUUCUCGGAUGGCUUUGCCCUGCCAGAAAAGCAUGGAGUUUCUCCCUGAAUCACCUUUCAAGAGACACCAGCUGUGGAUGGUGCAGGUUUUAUUUUGGGCCUAAAAGAAGAGAAGAUAACGGUGGUUGGUUUUUCCAGAAAAGCUCAUUAGAAUUCUUCUUCUUCUUCUUCUUUUUUUUUAAAGAAACCUGAAAGGUGAGGUUUUCUUUUCUACUUGCUUUAUUUAUAAUUGAUCCUUAAAACAGGCAGAGCAAGUCCCAAUAUUCCUUCCAGUCUAAAGAUCAAACUCCUGGAAGAGGAAAACCAUUAGCAGCAACAUCUUAUUUGGUAUCGUAAGAAAGAUGAGUAGGAAAGAGACAGUAAUCCUGCAAUAACAAGGAAAAUCCUUUUGCAGAUAGACGUUUCUAUAUUGGCUUAUAGAAGAUGACACACUUCAGCUUGUGUGAAAUCCACUUCGUUUUUUGCGACACGGACAACUUACAUUCCUUUUAUCAGCCAACUUUGGAAGUGCAUGUUUAUGAACGUUUACGAACCGAGGGCAUAGCUCGUAACCAAUGAAACUCAUUAUUUGUUACACCAUCCAGGAAGUGAGAUGCAGGGUUUUAGUCCUUUGGUAUCAUCCGUGGAUGGCUUUGUUUGUGUGGAUUGCUGAAUGCAACGCGUCUUUGUGUCUUUGCAAGGUGUGUUUCUGGAGUUCAGCAAACAGUGAGAUUUCUGCUUUCUGGACCUGGAAGGUUUUUUUUAAACCAGGAAGCAGAGGGUUGGGUGUUGUGUUUUUUUUUUAAAGAAAGAAAUAAGGCCAACCAGCUAUGAAAAAAGACUUGUGGCCACACCCAAGAAUUAAUGCUAUCAGAAUCAGUUUCUCCACCUAUACUGUUCUUAAGAAAGAAAAGAAUUGGCAACGCAUCAGAUCUAUUCUGUCCUUGCAGCCAAUUAUAGCAGGUUCCUGACAGCAUAAAAUGCGGCAGGAACAUUUUCAUCCACGCUUUGGACAAAAAGCUCAAAGGUCAUCUUAAGAAGAGGCCAUCCAACAGUCCAGGUAUGAAUUGGCACCAGAGCACCACCGUUCAACUGAGCGGGCUGAUCGUCUCCCUCUUCGGUUGGGUCUUGUCAUGCGUUACGACUUACGUGCCUCUCUGGAAGAGCCUCAACUUGGAGUUAAACGACCUUGAGAUCUGGAACAUGGGGCUUUGGCAGACCUGUAUCAGUCAAGUGGUCCUGCAGUGUGAAAACUACGCGUCCCUCCUGGCCCUGCCUUUGGAGAUCAAGGUUUCCAGGGUUCUGAUGGUCACUUCCAACGGACUGGGCUUCCUGGCCUUCUCUUUGGCUCUUCUGGGAUCAAACUGCCUGAAGACAGGUGACCCAAGACAGAAGAGAUACUUGGGGAUUACAGGCGGCAUUCUCUUCUGUAUUUCUGGAAUGACAACUCUUGUUCCCAUCUCCUGGGUCGCCUACAACACGGUGCAAGACUUUUGGGAUCCAACCCUACCAGAUGUCGUCCCAAGGUGGGAAUUUGGUGAAGCCCUUUUCCUGGGCUGGUUUGCUGCAUUUUUCCUCCUGUUGGGUGGCUGCCUUGUAAUCGGUGCUGCCUGUUUCCUAAAGGCCCCGAAGGCACCCAAGAGGCUGGCAAUCCACCACAAAGCGGAGAUAGCCACGCUCGCCAUCCAGCAUCCACAUCCGUCCCCUAAAAAUGCAGACCUUGUCAUCUGACGCACUUCCCCCGAGCACCUGGAUCCCGCCUGGAAUGGGACAAUGGUUUGACGUGUGGAACAUUUAAAGAGUUAGAGUUUAGAUUUCUGCAAAGGAUGGCUUGGGAAAUAACACUGACAAGGGACAACCCAGCAUCCUGUUGUGUAGCUUGUUCUCCAUUAAGUGCAAAUUAGAAAUGUAUUAUUGAGUAUGUCCUAUUCAAGGGUCCAUGAGGGUCCUGAAUCUACUCUUAUGCAGAAGACGAUGCUUUCUCCCCUCCCUGCCCCCACCUUUAAUCUUUUGGAGAAGCAUGACGUAAAAAAGACCCCGGCUGAAUGAUGGAAGGAAUGUCAGUCAAGGAGGAUAGAAUGUCUGCAAAAUAAAGGUCCGUUCAAGAAGCAUUGUUAGGCUUUAAAAAGCAAUUAAGCGCUUACAAGAAAUUGGAACUCUCUUACUUGGCAUAAGAGACAGAUCAGGAAUCUUGGGCAGAGACUCUGGGAUACUCGGAUAAUCGUUUCAGAAGGGGGUAGAAGAAAGUAAUCCGCAAGCCAAGCCACUAGGUGGGCUUCCACGGAGGAAUUCAGGAGCCAGCCUUGUUUUGUUCAGCCAACUGUCCUUUCGAAUAGCUUUAGCAUUUGAGGCCUUCUUAAGGCAACAUCUCCUCAGCAGGGGACACAACAGCUGGAUUGUUGCGCCACCAUUUUUGAUAGAAAGGUCACGUCGGAAGAGUUUCCAACUUCAAAACAGUUCUAGAGUCAACCUUCUGCAAUCGGAGGCAUGCGCUGGCAGACCGCCAGCUUCUUUGGGGAUCGCAGCCAGAGGUGAUGGAGCAAUUUAUUUAUUCCCCGAAUCUAAGGAAAUUAAAGGGGUUGUUGGUUUUU
This is a messenger RNA of Ahaetulla prasina, 2781 nucleotides long. RefSeq names its product claudin 25 (gene CLDN25). The record is from RefSeq and is a predicted model, not a curated record. NCBI's taxonomy places the organism in Eukaryota, Metazoa, Chordata, Lepidosauria, Squamata, Colubridae. The transcript has a single exon. Bases 1253 to 1921 code for a protein of 222 amino acids. Gene Ontology annotation, molecular function: structural molecule activity. Gene Ontology annotation, cellular component: plasma membrane; bicellular tight junction. Gene Ontology annotation, biological process: bicellular tight junction assembly; cell adhesion.